Molecule: messenger RNA, 1884 nt
Organism: Macrosteles quadrilineatus (aster leafhopper)
Lineage: Eukaryota; Metazoa; Arthropoda; Insecta; Hemiptera; Cicadellidae
Exons: 6
Coding region: 121-1884 (587 amino acids)
Molecular function (GO): protein binding
Source: RefSeq, a predicted model, not a curated record
GUGAGCGUUGCCAAUUUUAAACACAUUUUAGAAUGUAACUGAUGCAAAUAUUAAAUUAUCUUUGCUUUUGAAUUGAAUUCCAUGAAGUUUAGGAUAAGUCAUAACUGUGCAUAAGUACAUAUGAAGAGAACGCAUACUGGUGUAGACUUUAGGAACAUUUUAAGUGCUAUCAAGUCAAGAGAUAUUAAUGAGUUGAAAUCUUUGUUGACAAAUAAACAAAUUCAUUUAAUAGACGAGAAACUCGAAACAGUUCUUCAUGUGGCUGCCCGACUUGGAGAUGGCGAUGUCAUCAGGACUUUACUGCAGGAUCGGCGAGUGGCUCGACUCUUGGACAGUGAGAUGUACAAUGGCGACACGCCCCUGGUGGUAGCAGUCAAGAGUAACAAUGUGGCAGCAGUGCAAAUCUUGGCUGACCACGGGGCCGACCUGUGGCGAAGGAAACUACAUUCUGGAAAUACGAUUUUACACUUUGCUGUGAGUCUCUGCAGCUCUGAACUCCUGAAAACACUUCUUAAAUACAAUCCUCCAUCUAGAGUCAUCACUAAAACAAAUCAAUUUGGUGAAACAGCUUUCGAUAUUGCCGUCAUGACAUUUUCUCCAAACGUACUAGUUAUGCUGGAUGCUGGUGUUGACUGUCCAAAGCCAAACCAUCUCACAGGACGCAAUGUGCUUCACACAUGCGUUGCUUACAAUAAAUGUGGAGUACUACGACAACUGCUUGCGUUAAAGAGCUCAAAUGAACUGACGAACCUUGCUGACAAGAGAGGAGAUACUCCUCUGAUGUUGGGGAUAAAAUCGUCCUGCCUAGAGUGUAUCCAGACGCUUGUGAGCUAUUCAAAAAUAUCUAAAGACUUUAAUGAGGUUACUGGUGAAAGUCUCUUACAUAUGGCGGUGAAAACUGAUAGGAAUGAUAUUUUUUCAUUAGUCCUGGCGUCUUCUCACGAACAUGUCAUCAGUUACAAAGACUACGAGGGAAGAACUCCUCUUCUACUUGCGAUUGAAUGUAAUAAGAACCAGUGUUUAAAGAGAUUAUUCAAUACCCAAAAUGUGUUUGAGAAACAUGGAGUAACUAAAGAAACUAUUUUACAUACUGCAGUUAGAGUAAACAAUACAGAAGCUCUGAGAUUGCUGAUGAAAAAUAAUAACACUGGUGGUGCUUGGUGUUUCUCUCAGAGAAGAAAUGAUGGGAAGACUCCCUUCUGGCUGGCUGUUGAAAAUGAUAACGCACAGUUGGUGGGUGAAGCGAGGAAACUAGGGUGGGUAGACAUUGACAAACUCAAUCCUCAAGGAGACUCGUGUACAUAUGUUGCUGCCGCUUGCGGUCACAUAAAGGUACUAAAGGCAUUGCUACUUUCUAAAAAAUUUUACAGGUUUUGCCGAACCUACGAUAUAAGUCCUGGCUUCAAGGAAGAAACAAUCGUCAAAGAAGCUGAAAUUUCAUGUGAUAUAUACAGCUCCGAUAUAUUUAUUCUCACUGGUGAAGUCAGAGGAAACACUUCUCACUCUUGGUUCCCACAGACGAUUUUGAAUGUGAAUAAAAAUAAUAAAAGACAUAUUUUUCAUGCGUGUGCUCUUGCAGCUGAUACAUCUGAGAGUUUUAAUUUCUUCCGAAGGAAACAUUUCUCCUAUAAUAAAACUAACGUCGACAACUCUACAGUACCAGAAUACACAGGGUUUGCUGUUUCUUCAAAAACUGUUAUUGAUGUUGGAAUCAUAUAUUAUCCAAUGUUUGAGAAGAAAAGUGCUAUACUCUCCCAGAAAUAUGUCCGGGAACUCAGAAGAUCUCUUGCCAGAUCAAAAAUAACACGAGCAACAAAUCUGUUCCUAAAUCUGGAGGCUGUUGAUGAAAUUAUUUUGAGAAGAUCCGAACUAGGAAUGAAUUAA